Molecule: messenger RNA, 1695 nt
Organism: Apodemus sylvaticus (European woodmouse)
Lineage: Eukaryota; Metazoa; Chordata; Mammalia; Rodentia; Muridae
Gene: C6H14orf39
Product: chromosome 6 C14orf39 homolog
Exons: 17
Coding region: 1-1695 (564 amino acids)
Biological process (GO): oogenesis; meiotic DNA double-strand break processing involved in reciprocal meiotic recombination; homologous chromosome pairing at meiosis
Cellular component (GO): central element
Source: RefSeq, a predicted model, not a curated record
AUGAAUGAUAACCUGUUUGCCAGUUUGGACAGGCUUUUGUUAGAAUUUGUUUUCCAGUAUGAGCAAGACAUAAGUAAUAAAGAAGAUACGAUUCAAAGAAUUAAUAAAUGCCUUGAAAGUAUUAAAGAAAACAAAGCAAAUGUUUCUAAGAUAUGUGAAGCUAUUAAAAAAAUAGAUGAGGACAUUGCUUUUUACUGUAAACACAGUAAAGAAAUCAAAGACAGCUGUAGUAACUGGAAGCCAACAUGUGAUGUUUUUCAUAAACAUGAAGAUUAUAUAAAAAACCAACUUACUGCUUACCAAGAAACCAAUGAGAAAGACAAAAAGAUGUAUCAUGAUUAUAUAUGUCAGUAUGAAGAUGUUUUGAAACAAUAUCAACUAAAAUACUCAGAAACACGUUUUUCAUGUAAAUAUUAUGAGAAGAAAAAAGAACAUGAAGAAAUUAAAAAUAGAGUGUUGGCAUGUACUGAACAACUACAAUUGAAUGAAACUAUUCUUAUGAAAUUUCUAGUGCCUGCUCCUUUCCCAACUCUUACUAAAUGGACACUUUACAUAGUUAAUUUGAGAUACAAAACACAAGAUAUUCUUAAAUGUGCCAACAAUUUUACCAAAAGAUCAUUUGAAUUGGAGAAAGAAGCAGAUGAUAUGGAAAUAGAAAUUAAUUCUUUAAAUAAGCAGAUGGCAAGACUUUUUGAAAGUAAAAAAUGUACAGAAGCUCUAGAUGAAAAGAACAAAAAUAAAGAAAAGAGAAAAGAAUUUGAAGAGAGGGAUAGAAUUUUUGAAAAAGAUGAGCAAGUAUCAAACAAAAGCUCUCAAAAUAGCCAGUUGUUACUGCCAUGUGAGUCGCGGAAUUUUGUAAGACUAAUAAAUAUGAAUUCUUCAGAACCAAGAGUUACAGAAGAAAGCUCAGCCAAUCAGUCAAAGUUUGUUAGAAAUGACUUGAGACAAAAAGAAAAUGAUCUGCAGAUAUUUCAUGACUCUGGUAUGGAUAGUAAUUCAAAAGCUUCACAUGUUCCAGCUGUUAAAAGUUCACAAGGUUUUAUGCAAUUCAGAUCCCAAGGUGCAGAAUGUGGAGAUAAAGAGACAGAAGGACAUCUAAGAGAAUCAAAACAUAGUACACAGACCCUAUACAUAGAACACUUUGGAAAGUCAAUAGAAAAUAAUAGUGUUGAAGAAGACAGAGCUGAGAAUUUUCCACAAACUCCUGAUACUCCUUCAUUUCUAAGAACUCCUGAAGCUCUGAAGACGCCUGAAUCUGUGGAGAAAAUGCAGUUCCCUAAAAGCCCCUUCUUUGAAAUUAACAGAACUAAAAAUGCACCAUCUGAAGGACAGAAACAAAAGGAUUCUCCUGGAUUUUCAUUUCUUAUGAGUUAUACAUCUAGAUCACCUGGACUUAAUUUAUUUGAUUCUUCUGUAUCUGAUUCAGAAAUCUCAUCAGAUCAGUUUAAUGAACAUUACUCUGCAGUAAAUCUAAAUCCUCCUUCAUCACAGCAAGGAAUUGGAAAUUUAUUUGGGAAAUCAGAAGAAGAUGCCUUCACAUUUUCUUUUUCAUCAGACUCUUCUCACACAUUUGGAGCUGGAAAAGAUGACUUUAGUUUUCCAUUUUCUUUUGAACAGGAUCAAAGCACAAUGUCUUCCUCUUCCUCAAAAGAUUUUUCAUCCUCACAAAAUAAAACACAAUUUAUGUUUUUUUGA